UUUUUCAUCUCACCUUGUAUAUAAGUGUGAUAUGCAAAAUGCUAACUAAUGAAUUGCGAGGAAUGCUGUUUUCAUGAAAAUAAGUUUCAUUUUCAACAAUUCUCGCGUUUCAAAUGAAUUAUUACAUACAAACCAAUUCGCACCCUCUCAUUCUGCUACUAACGCAGAAGGCGAUAGCACCUCGGGUAGAAGUGAUUUGCAAACCAAUAACAAAUUCUAUUAUUAAAACCAAUCAUCUCAGUGGUAGAAAUAGAUAUUAUUUAGUUUGAAAUAAGAGUUCAAAUAUCAAAAAUCAUAACAAAGGAUGCAUGAGAAAACAGCAACAAAAUAAAAAAACUGUCAUCGUAAUAUCAAACCAAGAGCAAAAUAUUUAUAGAAGACGAAUUUUCCAUUUAUUUUAUAUUCAAGCAUUUAGAGUAGAAUAAUAUUAAAGGUAUUUCUCUUAUCUAAUUAUGAUGCAGUUUAUUCAAUGGUAUUUUGUGUGAAGAUAGAACUACUAGAUCAGUUUAGAUUUACGUUUACGUAUUGAAAUAACUUAUCAAUAACGAAAUAAGAUAUAAUAACUAAUAAUUUGUUGCUAAACAGAUAUUGUAUAAUUUCUUGAUUCCUUGGAUGAAAUAUCAAGUAUCGCUAUAACAGUACAGAAAUAUCAAGCCAAGAUAUGAUUGUUGUUCUGUUGACCAAAUGUUAUCAUAGACACACGGGGAGGCAUGAGAUAGGAACUUGCGAGCACUUAUUUAUCUCACCUUUUGACGACCUUGCUCUGUUUUUCAGGGACAAUUUUCAUUUCAUCUGUUCAAAUUCACGUUGUUUUGAAAAAUCCCACAGUAAUAUGAGAAAGGCAUCAUUACAGUAUUAGACGGAUUAAAACCGAUUUUGUAAAGGAAAGCUUCAGAAAAUGAGUUCUUCUUCUAGUUUAGCUUAAGUUAACGACUCAACCGAAUGUACAGAGGGGUGCUACGGGGAGUACACAUUAAUUCUGUCCGUUAUUUUUUUUGGGUCAAAAAUGCGUUUUUUCUCAAAAUAAGAAUGUGGAGAUCAAUCAAAGUAUCGUCCAUUGCUAGUUACUACUUUUUCUCACCUCUCAGGUAAUUUUCGAAUUCCAUCUCGAAAAAAUGUCACGUUUUCUGAGAUGAUCCAAGUUUGAACCCAAUUUUAUAUUUCAAUGUCUCUCGGUUUCAGUUCAUGAGGCACCCAAUUGCCUUGCUUUUGAAUCAUUCCCGUGGAUUUUAAUCGUACAGAAACAGUCUGUCUUGCUUAGUCUGAUUCUGCAAGCUCCUCGUGCGUUUGACUCGGAUCUUCAUUGAGUAAUGUCGAUGUUCAUUCUCAAUUCUUUUUUUGGUUGUCAAGAGCAUGUCUUCAACGCUGAAAUUCACGCUUUAGCUGAACUUUUCUUCCAAUUGAGUUUUUUUUAUGUUGAGUGAAUGAGAUUUUUUUUUUAAAUGUACAACCAACAAAUGUCUCAUCUUUUGAAACUGUCGACAUAAGCUUGUACCAUCUUUUAAAAACGGAUCAAACCAAUUUGUACUUCCAGUACAUGGGGUCCAAUUUUGUUUGCCGAAUUUUGGAUACUGUGAUAUUUUAUUAUUUGGUUCAUAGCACGUGAGCACGUUGAAAUAAGAAUAAAGUUGAAUCGUCGUUAAAAUUUGUUUGUCAUUUUUGGAUCCUUGACGCACAAUUCAAGCGGAAAUGUGUUCUUUAAUUUAAAAUGUUUGUUUUGUUUUCUUUUUACUGUUGUUUUUCGACAGAUACCUACAUCUACAUUACAAAUAAUAAUAGAUAGAAACGGACAGCGACAAAAAAAUGCAAUCACAAAACGAGCAUGAGACCAUCGACUGGCAGGGUUCGUGUCACGAUAUUAAAACCCGCAACCUUUAUCUGUUCGAGACUGGAACACUGACAGACUGCGAGUUUUUGGUCGGUAGAGAGCUGGGAGAUCGAAAGCUGAUAGCAGCUCACAAACUGAUUCUGGCGAUGGCUUCCCCGGUUUUUCACACGAUGUUCUACGGAAGUCUUCCCGAAAAAGAUGUGAUUCAUGUGACGGAUCUCGAUCACGGAGCCUUUCAUUCUUCACUCAAGUACAUUUAUACAGAUGAGAUAGUUACCGAUUCAGUAGAUGAUGCUAUCGAACUUUACCACGUAGCCAAGAAGUAUAUGCUGUCGUUUGUUGUCGAUCAAUGUCUUGCAUUUAUACUGAUUCCUAAAACUGCGUUUCGGGUUUACGAGUUUGCCACAUUUUUUGAUGAACCUCAAUUGAAAAAGCGUUCUCUCGAAAUUAUACGCGAUAGCACAGCAGAAGCCAUUCAGGAUGACAGUUUUCUAACAACAAAAAUCGAGACAGUAUUGAUGGUUUUGAAACAAGAUCGGCUCCAGAUAGAUUCCGAGUUAGAUUUAUUUGAUGCAUUGAACAAAUAUGUUACAUUCCACCCCGAGUUGACUGAAGUUCCAUCCAACAGCAAAGAAACUCAAACCAUGUCAUCUCCCUCCAGUUCAUCGGAUGGAAUGCUGCCACCGAUGUCGUCGAAUAAUGAAUCGUCUCAACCGAAUGUUGAGACGAAGGAACCCGUGGUCGAAGAUAUCGAAGAACGUUCGACCGAACAUUCACAUUCAGAGAACUCGAAACAGCAUUCUAUUCGGGACCUAGUCCGGCGUAUUCGUUUCUUGACUCUGUCACCGAAAGAAUUUGCUGAAGGACCAAUGAAGCAGACCACACUGUUAACACAUACCGAGAGUUUUGCCAUUUUGGCCAACCUUGUUUCGACAAAUACCGGUAUCCCGAUACCCGAUGGAUUCAGCGCUAAUCAAACUUCAAGGAAUACGGUUCCACUCUUACCAUUCUCAACAAUUCCAUUCGAACGGUUUGCCCCAAUGCAGUACGGAAAUACGUUUCGUUAUUGAGGUUACGAAUAAAAAUAUGUUUUGAAACCAUUUUAAUUCUUAAAAAGAUUUUUUUAAUCAUGAAGGUUCUUCCAUUGUUCCCUGCAAGUUUCAGUUUUCUGUAUACUACAUGGAAUGAAAAGUCCCGGGCCUCUCACAGAAAGAACGUGAAUAGUCUCGAACGGUGUAUAUUUUCAUUAAGAACGAGCCUCUAGAUGGCCAAAUACCAAAUUUCAUGUCAAUCUUUUCACUAGUGUUUGCAUAACAGCUGAUCGUGUCAGACGAGUAAUAUCAGGUUUACUCGGUAAUUUUCGGAUCCCGGCUCGAAAAAAGGAGUCCUCUUUUGACGCUAUCCAUGAGGCAAUCCAUUUUUCCAACUCUUCAAAGGAUUGAAAAUAUUGAUCUGCCAGGCCGUGUGCCAUCGAACGGAAUAGGUGGAAGUCAGAAGGGGCGACAUCUGGGGAAUACGGCGGGUGGGGCAAGUCUUCCCAUUUCAGCGUUUCCAGGUACUUUUUGACCACUUUUGCGACGUGAGGUCGAGCAUUGUCGUGUUGGAGGAUGACUUUGUCAUGUCGCUCUUGAUAUUGUGGCCGCUUUUCUUUUAGCGCGCGACUAAGGCGCAUCAGUUGCGUUCGGUAGCGAUCUCCUGUGAUGGUUUCAUCCGGUGUUAAGAGCUCGUAGUAAAUCACACCGAGCUGAUCCCACCAAAUACAAAUCAUAACCUUGGCGCCGUGAAUAUUCGGUUUUGCCUUCGACGAAGUAGCAUGCCCGGGUUUUCCCCAUGAUUUUCUGGGUUUAGGAUUAUCGUAUCGAACCCACUGUUCAUCACCGGUUACGAUUCGAAGUAAAAACCCCUUACGAUUUUGAAGCAGUUGCUCACAUGACAAUUCGUUAGGCACUGUACACACUCACUUUAAAGGCAUUAUCAUCUAUGUAUUUUGA
Molecule: messenger RNA, 3819 nt
Organism: Malaya genurostris
Lineage: Eukaryota; Metazoa; Arthropoda; Insecta; Diptera; Culicidae
Product: BTB/POZ domain-containing protein 3-like
Exons: 2
Coding region: 1804-2898 (364 amino acids)
Biological process (GO): neurogenesis
Cellular component (GO): cytosol; P-body
Molecular function (GO): protein binding
Source: RefSeq, a predicted model, not a curated record